This is a messenger RNA of Trichoderma reesei QM6a, 735 nucleotides long. RefSeq lists its product as uncharacterized. The coding region runs from base 1 to 735 and encodes 244 amino acids. Gene Ontology annotation, molecular function: structural constituent of ribosome. Gene Ontology annotation, cellular component: mitochondrial large ribosomal subunit. The record is from RefSeq and is a predicted model, not a curated record. The transcript has a single exon. Lineage: Eukaryota; Fungi; Ascomycota; Sordariomycetes; Hypocreales; Hypocreaceae.
AUGGAUCUACGCUCUCUCCUCCGGCCAGCGUCCCAGCUGGUCGCCCCCCUCCGCCACCUCGCCGCCGCCGCCAUCUCCUCCUCUCCCUCACCAUCCUCCGCUCUCCUCGUCGUCCCGCUCAUCUCGACCCGCGGCCACAAGACGACGGCCCGCACCAAGCGAAGCCUCAAGAUGGCCCCCCACGACUCCUUCUUGCCCUCCCGCUCCGCCGCUUUCCCCGCCGCCGACCAAAUCAUCUACAACCCGCCCGCGUCCGAGGCCUCGCCCGAGCACACGCCUUUCAUCUUUCUCCCGCGCAACGACCCCCGCCGCCUAGCAAUCUUGCGUCUACGCAACAACAACACUUUCAGCGAUCCCUCCUCACAGCCCUCCUCCUCGUCAUCAUCGUCGCCUUCAAGCACAGAGGCAGCAGCAGCAGCAGCAGGAGACGGAGAGCUGCCCCCGGAAAUGCGCUACAAGCGCCGCCAGCCGAAAUACAACCUCACAAAGGAGCACAUUGACGAGAUGCGCCGCCUGCGCGCCGAGGACCCGCUCACCUGGAGCGUGCAGCGGCUGGCGCGCAAGUUUGAGUGCUCGACCGUCUUCGUGCAGAUGGCGGCGCCCGCGCCCGAGGAGCACCUCAGGUGGCUGAGGGCCAAGAUGGAGCGCAAGAAGGAGAGGUGGGGGCCCAUUCGGACGGCGGCGAGGGAGGACCGGAAGAGGAGGGCUGAGAUGCUGUAUCGGGGGGAGCUGUGA